UGUACGUCUCUCUUUUAAUGGAGAGAACGAAACUCUUAAAUUCCAUCCCCGCUUCUUAGUUCUCAACAUUCUCUGUGCCUCCUUCUGCCAGCACGAUUUUCGAGGUCGAUUCUUCUGUCUCUUCCUCUUCAUCUCCCUCUCCCUCGCCUCGAAGAUAAAGUUGUUUGCCUUUGAUAUUCAGGCGUAAAAUUUGCUUCUAUGAAGACUGAGAAAAUACUGGUGACAAAUUCAUUAAUAGAGAAAAUGACUUCAGCAAAGAUGGCUGAUAGAAAGGCCAUGCUUGAUAUUGCUUCAUGGAUGUUUAAUGUUGUCACAUCUGUUGGAAUAAUUCUUGUCAACAAAGCCUUGAUGGCGAAAUAUGGUUUUACCUUUGCUACAACAUUAACUGGUCUGCAUUUUGCCACAACAACCUUGUUGACCGUUGUUCUUAGGAGGCUGGGAUAUAUUCAGGCUUCUCAUCUACCAUUUUCUGAACUUUUGAAAUUUGUUAUAUUUGCAAAUUUUUCCAUAGUUGGGAUGAAUGUGAGUUUAAUGUGGAAUUCUGUGGGAUUCUAUCAGAUUGCGAAGCUGAGUAUGAUCCCGGUAUCUUGUUUUCUGGAAGUUGUCUUGGACAAGAUGCGAUACUCAAGGGACACUAAACUUAGCAUAAUGGUAGUCCUCCUUGGUGUUGCAGUUUGUACUAUUACUGAUGUGAGUGUCAAUGCAAAGGGUUUUAUAGCGGCUUUAGUGGCAGUUUGGAGCACUUCGCUACAGCAGUAUUAUGUACACUAUCUUCAGCGAAAUUAUUCUCUCGGAUCUUUCAACUUAUUGGGGCAUACUGCUCCAGCACAGGCAGCAUCCCUGCUAGUAUUAGGGCCAUUUCUUGACUACCAGUUGACUGGUAAAAAGGUUUAUGCAUAUGACUCUAGUCUCGCGUCUACGUUAUUCAUAAUUCUCUCUUGCACUAUCGCGGUAGGGACCAAUCUGAGUCAAUUCAUCUGCAUAGGCAGAUUUACAGCUGUGUCGUUCCAGGUGCUUGGACAUAUGAAGACCAUUCUUGUUUUGAUUUUAGGUUUCAUUUUAUUUGGUAAAGAGGGUCUCAAUUUACAUGUAAUUACGGGUAUGAUCGUUGCCGUUGUUGGAAUGGUCUGGUAUGGCAAUGCCUCCUCUAUGCCGGGUGGGAAGGAACGCCGUAGCCAUUCUUCUCUAAUCAACAAAUCCCCCAAACACGGCAGCUCGACAGAAUCCUCCGAUAUGGAUGAUAAGGUCUAGAUUUCACUAAAAAACUCUACAUUCCACUACUCAAAGAAAAGAAUGUUGGUGAAAGGAAUAGGAUCCUCUCCAGUUCAUUUGAACGAGAGAGUAUUCAGUUAGUUAUAUUUGAGGAAUAUUUUUGUCUUUUCACUUUUUGGGGGAACAAAAAUACUUUUCUAAUAUAACUAACUGAAUAUUUUUAGAUUUAAAUGAACUAAAAAUGAUCCUAAUUUGUAUUGAAAGGGUGCACUGUCCCCAUUAAAAUUACAUUAAUUGUUUCACAGAUGAUGUCCAUUGUAAUUUAUUUCCUUGAUAAUUUUCAAGCCAUCUGCUCUCUCUUCUUUUC
Messenger RNA from Corylus avellana, 1579 nucleotides. It is a transcript of the gene NST-K1, whose product is annotated as nucleotide sugar transporter-KT 1. The record is from RefSeq and is a predicted model, not a curated record. NCBI's taxonomy places the organism in Eukaryota, Viridiplantae, Streptophyta, Magnoliopsida, Fagales, Betulaceae.